CCCAAAAUGACGGAAGUGCGCAUUAUGUUUAUUUUUACGGGUGUCUUGCCUACUAGACAGAAUAAUGUGAAACAAAUUUUAAGAUAUUAAUGACCCUUAAUGCCGUUAAAAGAAUGGCAACAGGAAGAAGUUCCGUUGGGGGAAGGUGUCCUCUAUCGAGGGAGUCUGUGUUAGAGAGGAUUGAGUUGAGACAACAGGAGUUACUACUUAAACUUGAUGCUGUAGAGAAAGCAGUACACAAUCAGAAAUAUGCAACACCACAGUUCAGUGACAUGGUCCUUCAUCAGAUGUACAAGUUCUAUGAGGAGGGACAGUACUGUGAUUUCAGCAUCAAGGUGGAGGGCAAACUUUACAAGGUCCAUCGUCUUGUGCUGGCCAGUUCAAGUGAUUAUUUCCGUGCCAUGCUGUCACAUGAUAUGGUCGAGACACGUGAAGAGUGCACCGAUUUGAAAGGGAUGACGAUAAAAGGGGUGGAACCAUUGAUAGAAUAUGCAUACACAGGGAAACUGGAGUUAACGUUAGAUAACAUACAUCAUGUUAUAUCAGGGGCAACAUUUCUACAAAUUUCUGCAGCAAUAGAUCUAUGUGUAAACUUCUUGAAAGAGAAUAUGACCUUCGAAAAUGCAGACGAGCUCUUAAAAAUAGGAGAUAUGUUCAAUGUGCCUUCACUUAGAGAGUAUUACAGGGCCUAUUUAUUGAAAAAUUUCCUCAAGUUUGUAGAAUCUGAUACGUUUCUAAAUAUAGAUGCAGAUUCAUUAGCUGAUUACUUAUCUGAUGAUGCACUCAUUACGACAUCGGAAUCGAUGUUGUUCCACCAUUGUCUACGCUGGUAUGAUCAGGAUGCCAAAAAUAGGGAAAAAGAUGCAUACAAAGUAUUUGAGAAAGUAAGAAUGACGCAUGAUAGAUCGCCGUUGAUACACUUUGCAUCAAAUCAUGAAUUAUUUCAAAAGAAUCAAAAGUGUAAGGAUAUAUUAGAGUUUUCUGAGCAGUAUUUGAAUAAUAAUUCAAAACGUUACAUUGAUAAUACUUCAUUUAGAACAAAAGUUAGAUCUGUGCGACAGACCAUAGUUCAGGUGGGUGGGGUAAUGGAAACUCAUGAAGACUACGAUACAUUCCGUGAUAUGUUAAACCAACCUUCUGAUGAACGUUGCGGCUGGAAUAUGAAUAAUUACUUUCAUCCCGAUCUAAAAGCCUGGUUCGCGCUCGGAAAUGUGGGUAAUUUUUCUUCGCGUCGAUCUCACCAGCAGUUUGUGGAAGUUAAUGGGUGUGGUGUGAUGGUGGGAGGAUACGAAUAUCAUGUGACAGGGGAAAAUGUUAGUAAGAUGUGUAUAAAAGAUGUGAUGAUGUUUACAGCCCAGGGACAAUUUGACAUCUGUGAUAUGCCUGAUCUCCUUCAUGAACGAGCAAGACAUGCUGCUGUAUAUCUAGAUGGGUGUAUUUAUGCUAUAGCUGGAAAAGAUGAUCGUCAGACACUAAAGUCUGUAGAGAAAUUGGACUGCCAUAAUGAAGAAUGGAGUUAUGUGAAACCACUGCCAAGAAAACUUUUUGAUCAUGCAGCAGUUGCUUGUAAUGGAAAAGUGUAUGUAAGUGGUGGAGCAGAAUUCAAGGAUGCCAAGAAGAGCCUCUGGUGCUAUGAUCCUCAGCGAAAUAACUGGAACAAACGGAAAGAUAUGAACUGUGCUCGUGCAGGUCACGGUACGGUAUGCUUAGACUCAAAAUUGUAUGUUGCUGGUGGGUACAAUGGCAACAGGGAGGCAACUAACCCUGACGGUAAUCUCAGGUGCUUGGUAUCAGUAGAACAAUACUCUGUGGAGACCAAUCAGUGGACAAAAAUGUCCGCCAUGAAACACGGUAUAGCCUUCUUCACCAUGACUGUGUUAGAUGGACGUAUGGUGGUACUUGGAGGUGUGGAUUCUGCAGGCCGUCUCACACAGUAUAUGCACGAAUAUCUACAGGACCAGGAUGGAUGGAAGAUAUUUGGAGAACUCCCUAGACCAUUAAAAAAUGCAAGUUGUGGUGCUGUUGUAGUCAAGUUGACUGAUACAGGUUGUAUGGAAGAUGAGACAGACGACAUAAAGGAUGAAUAUAGAGAUAUUUUUGAAGACUAUGAGCUGGAAAAUAUGGAUGCUGCUGAACAGGAGUCCAGAAAUCAGUCGAGAAUGAUGAUGGAAAACUUCGAUCCUGGAGACUACCUGCUAGAUGAUGAAGAUAGCCCUGGAGACUGGGGCUGUUGAUCGUGAGGGGCUGUUUACAUAACGCUUGGCAUAAAGAUCUGCCCACAUUUGAGAGGAAAUGGUUUGAUAUGUUGAAAUGAUAGCUCCUCAGAGUUGGGAGUGAUUUGAUUUUGCAAGGUCUGGUAAGACUGUGAUCUGAAAUCAGAAUCGAAAAAUAGCAACAUGUGCUAUUGUCUGUGUGUUUAAUAAUAAGAUUGCAAUAAGCUGCUAGUUUUGGAAAGUUUAAUACAGGUUGUGUAAUAUUUUCUUCCACAUGUAUUGUACAUGAUUUCUAUAAAUUGCAGGUCAGUAUUUUUGUGAUAUGCACAGCCAGUUAUCAUGUUUACUGAGACUGACUGGAGGAGAGCAGUCAUGUUAAAAUUGGUAUUAAGUGAAGUGCUAAUGAUAGUACAUGUAUUUAGAAUUUAUAACUCAGCAAACUAUGCAGUUUAUAAGUUGUUGAUGCUACAUAUUUAAAAUGAGUGAAAUUUCAUUCUAAUAUGACUAACAAUGCUUUAAUCAUCACAACAAUGUUAUGUUGACAUCACAACAACGUGAUAUUUUGCACCAUGUAUGCAUCAAGAAAUAGCGCUUUCAAAUUUCAUGAAAUAUUUUACUUAUUAACAUGUUUUAAACGAAAUGUUACAUUGCACAAAUGUGUUGAUUAAUUUAAACACAUACUGAGUUAAUUUGCUUUUCUAAAUAAUUCGGAAUAAUUUUCGCCCGAACUGAACACUGCCGCAAGACGUAUAACAAUUUCCAGUCCUGGCAUGUAUAAACAACGACCUACAAGUGGGCCAUGCUUACACGAAGAAACAGUUCCAUCCUAUUUGAUCAAUUUUACAUUAAAGAACAUAUUAGAAUUGAAAUAAUUUAUAGCAAAACAGUGCUUUAUCACUAUACACUCGGGCCGUUAUACGUUGUUCGAAAUAAUUUCACGAGGACUGUGUCCUUGUGAAAUUAUUAUGCCCGACGUAGAACUGCCCAUCAUGUAUAAAUAGUGAUAAAGCACUGUUUUGCUAUAAAUUAUUUCUUAAUUAGUAAUAUUUGUCCUACAUGUACUAAACAUUUAUUGACAGUCAAGAAAUGUAGGUUUCAGUUUAAUAAAAGUUGUGGUUUGUAACAAAAUCCUACAAAUCUGUAAGAUAUGAUUUCCUACAUACAGGAAGGGUGUGUUCUGUGUUUCACCUGCACUUACUGAUUCAGAAAUGGGUGACUUGUCCUUAAUAUUGAUUUUAAAUAUAUUUUUUUCUAUUAUUUGUGGAAGACUGUAUAUAUCACAAGUUGUAGAAUGGAGAUACCUUGCUCCUUGGUAUCUGUUUUGUUACUGCCUAAGCUGUUAAGCUGAAGUGUAAUAUUUCAGUUUGCUCAAGUGAAUUCUUUUUACAAUAAAGGAUGACUGACCAGUAGAGGGAACCUUGUCUUUCAGGGGUGGGUAGGACAUUUUGUUGAUCGAUUUUGCAAAAAAAAAUACAGAGACCUUUCUUGGCAGAAUAUUCCCAACACAAGAAAACAGUACUGUAUAAGUCUGUAAACUUAGCCAUGAGAAUAAGGAGAGGAGAAGCUAAUCCAUUCACAUCUUCAGAUAAUUUGUUUUUACUGUGUUUGUAUUGGAAGUGUAUUGGAUGAUUAUGGUUUUUGUUGUGUUCCUAUAUAAAAAAAAGAAUAAUCUCAGCUUAUUAUGUAUGCAUAUAAAUUAAUUGAUACUAUUAUAAAUAGGAAAUGAUGUAUUUCAAGUCAUAUCAUGUCUUAAUGUUAUGAAGCGAUAUGUUACGAUUUUUGUACAUGUGUAGUGAAACAGUUGAAGAAUUUUAUGUUGUUGAAGUAUAUGUUGUGGAUGUUUUUAAGAAGGAUUUGAGGUCUUUUGAAUCAAAGUAAUCACUGUCUGUUUGUAUAUACCCUGUAGAGUAAACUUGGGUUCUCAAAAUUAAUGUUUUAUAAUUGUGCUUUGAUUGCAAUCUAACUAUAGUGAUCUUCCUAAAAGUUAGAUCUGAAGACAGCCUAUUCAAAUUCAUCUUCUGUAGAAUUUGAUUUCCAAUAUUGCUAUUUUUAUUAUCAUCAGUCUGUUUUUAGUUGAACCAAUCAGAAAACUCGUUUCAAUUAGCAUUUGGUUAAAAGGGACUGGACUUAGAUUUUGGCUAAAAUAAUUUUUCUUUAGAAUAAAAAUUUUGUCAUAUGAACAUAAGAACAUGAAAUUUUGUUUCUAAACUGUCUUAAAAAAUGUGAAAGCAAGAAAAAAAUCAUGCCAGAGUCUGGAAUUGAACCUGGGCUGCUGCGGCAAUAAAUAUUUUUCUGUGUACUUGACCAAUACACCACAGAAAAGCACGUAAGCAUGUAAUUAUCGAUGGUUGAAUAUAAAGCUUUAUAAAUUAAGGCAGUUUACCUCCGGUAUCUCUUACAAACGCUUUUCAGUUUUGAAUGGAAAAAUAGGAAAAACAACUAUUCUCGUGUGUUAAUAUAAGCUUACUUAUUAGAAUUGUAAACCCGUACGUGAUAAACACAUAUCGAAGACUGGACUCACAGGUUAAAUAUAGAUUUUUCUAAACUGCUUUCACUUUCAAAAUGUUGAAAGCAAGGCUCUGAUUGAUGAAGGGGUGUCUCAAUAGCCUGUCCUACGAUCCAAUGUGUGUAGCAUUAAUUGGAGAUGAUUUUAAUCAGAUUGGUUUUAAUUGUCUACAUGUUUUAGUGUAUGUAUCAAUGAGUACAUGUAUGUUGUUGAAAAAAAGUAUUUUUAUCAUUAAGGGGUCCUUGAAUGAGUGGUUAAGGUCACUGACUUUGAAUCACUUGCUACACACUGAUGUGUGUUCAUAGCUCAAGUGGGGCACUGAAUGUUUGCAAAAACUCUUAAAUAAUCAUGUGUGUCCUGAUACCUUGUGUUUGCCAAAACAGUGAAGAAUUUUGUAUGUCUGGAUACACUUUUUUUUGUGGGUGUUAACUUGGUUCCACUAUGGUUUCAAAAACACAUUCAUCUUACCCAUAUUGAGGGCCCUGUGCAAAACUAUUUUAACUACAUAUAGAUGAAGAAGAUACAAUAGUUUUGUGUUGAUCCCAUGAACAAUUUAUCCAAGCAUAAAACUUUAGUUUGAGUUGACCAGAUCCUCACUAGUGCUAUGUUCAAGUGAAUGCUAUGUAACAACAUUUCAAGUAUAUUUUUGGAUGCAUUAGGGUACAGGUAAUGUGGAUUUAUUUUCAGGAGUAUAUGAAUUUAUAUAAUGUUAGGAAGGGUGUUUGCUAAUAAAUAUAUUGAAAAUUGAGUGAAUGUUUACUUGUAUGUGAAUCUGCUUGUAUAAGAAUUACAUUUGACGGAAUUUGUUAAUAAAUUAGCUCAUACUGUGAGUGUUUUCUCUUCA
Mercenaria mercenaria is the source of this 5563-nucleotide messenger RNA. Its product is annotated as kelch-like protein 26. NCBI's taxonomy places the organism in Eukaryota, Metazoa, Mollusca, Bivalvia, Venerida, Veneridae. Gene Ontology annotation, molecular function: protein binding. The transcript is spliced from 10 exons. Bases 90 to 2234 code for a protein of 714 amino acids. The record is from RefSeq and is a predicted model, not a curated record.